Molecule: messenger RNA, 360 nt
Organism: Colletotrichum graminicola M1.001
Lineage: Eukaryota; Fungi; Ascomycota; Sordariomycetes; Glomerellales; Glomerellaceae
Exons: 2
Coding region: 1-360 (119 amino acids)
Source: RefSeq, a predicted model, not a curated record
AUGGAAGAUUGGCACGCACCCGGCCUGACUGUCGCUAUCAUUGAUGGGGAUAAGACCUGGGCGAAGGGCUAUGGCUACGCGGUUCUGAACUCGACCCCGAUGACGCCCCACACUCUUUUCUACACCGGCAGUACUACCAAGUCGUUCACGACAGCCGGUCUCUCACUUCUCAUUGACAACGCUACUGCCAAUUCCUCCGUCUACUCCGGUCUCACAUGGAAAACUCCCGUCUCCAGCAUCUUCCGUGACGAUUUCGUCCUCAGCGACGAUUGGGCAACGGCGCACAUCACUGUCGAGGAUGCCCUUAGCCACCGGACGGGCUACCCGCGUCAUGACCUGGCGUCGGCGAAGACUACUUGA